Molecule: messenger RNA, 1016 nt
Organism: Lolium perenne
Lineage: Eukaryota; Viridiplantae; Streptophyta; Magnoliopsida; Poales; Poaceae
Product: putative expansin-B14
Biological process (GO): sexual reproduction
Cellular component (GO): extracellular region
Source: RefSeq, a predicted model, not a curated record
CCUUGUACUCUAGUGAUCCUCACUGAGAGAGAGUGAGAGAGAGGCAUGACGUUUUCCAUGGCCAAGAUCUCAGCGUCCUUCGCCAUGCUCACGGCUCUGGCCUUCCUCGUUCAUCCCUGCGCAUCCGCCGAGUUCCACCGCAAGCUCUCCAGCUGGUCCGACGGCGGCGCCACCUGGUACGGUGGCCCGACCGGCGCUGGGACCGACGGUGGCGCGUGCGGGUACCAGGACGCCGUCGACCUGCCGCCCUUCUCCUCCAUGAUCGCGGCGGGGAGCCCGUCCAUCUACGAGGGAGGGAAAGGCUGCGGAUCUUGUUACGAGGUGAAAUGCUCGGGUCACGAGUCGUGCUCCUCCAGCCCGGUGACCGUCGUCCUCACCGACCUGUGCCCCGGCGGGCCGUGCCUUGAAGAGUCUGUCCACUUCGACCUAAGCGGGACGGCGUUCGGCGGCAUGGCGAAGCCCGGCCAGGCCGACAAGCUCCGAUCCGCCGGUCGCCUCCAAAUUCAGUACACUCGAGUCCCAUGCAAGUGGCAGGGGGUGGACAUAGCCUUCAAGGUGGACACCGGCUCCAACGACUACUACCUGGCCAUGCUCGUCGAGUACGAGUCCGGCGACGGCGACCUGUCGUCCGUCGAGCUCAUGCAGGGCGGCGGCGGCGGGUGGUCUAAGAUGGAUCAGUCGUGGGGCGCCGUGUGGAGGUACAACUCCGGGCCCAAGCUGCAGCCACCCUUCUCCGUCCGCCUCACCUCCAGCUCCGGCAAGACCCUCGUCGCCAGCAACGUCAUCCCGGCAGGCUGGAAGCCCGGCGGCAUGUACCGCUCCGUCGUGAACUACUGAGACGCAUGGAUCGUCUAGUCGGUUAAUAAACAUAUGGUGCGUUCGCACGCAAGCCCGCCCGCCCCCCGCGCGCGCCCGUAUGCAGAGGCGUGGCGCAGUGGCACUAGCUUUUGGUUUAUGUUUGGAGCUAUAUGUAUGGGCGUGUGUAUAUCUGUGUGUAAUCACCAUUAAUAGUAGUA